Paramecium primaurelia is the source of this 1004-nucleotide messenger RNA. The record is from the annotation of a GenBank genome assembly. Lineage: Eukaryota; Ciliophora; Oligohymenophorea; Peniculida; Parameciidae.
AUGUCUGUUGCACCUUCCUAAUUUGAAAAAUGCUAUAAACAUCCAUCAAAUGAUAUAGUUCUUUUUUGUAUGUCUUUGGAAUGCAGACAGGUUUUAAAUAUAUUCUAUAAAAAUUAAAUAGCCCUUAUGUAAAGAUUGUUGUAAAUUACAUGUGCAAUAACACAAUUAAAAUGGUACAUAAGCUCAAUUAGAUACAGUUGAUAAUGUAAGAUAGUAAUUAUUGAAUAAUGUGCAUGAAAUGAAAAUAAAAUUUGAAGAGUACAUAUAUAUUCUAAUUUUAAAAGAGAGAGAACAAUUUUACAUCAUUUUAAUGUAAGUGAAUCUCCAGAAUUAUUGAAAUAAAUACAAAAUAAAUUACAAAGAAUUAAAUAAACAUUAAUGACAGCAGUCAAUGAAUAUUGUAUUUAAUUAGAAGAAUAAGUUAAAUAAAAAAUUCAUUUACAAAAAGUAAUUUCAAGAAUUAUAAUUUUUAGUAAUCUCAUCCUGGAGAAAGAAAAGAUCUUCAUCAUAAACUUAAUUAAAUUAUUAUUAAUUUAGAUCAAUAAGAAAAGAUGUUACUCUAACCUAAAUAUAUAAGAGGAUGUUUGAUGGUAAUGAGUGAUGAAUAAAAUCAUGAUUUUGAAUAAUUAACAUUAGAAGUUGAUGAUGCUCUUAAAAUAUAUUUAUCUAAUGCUUUUGAUGUUUAUGUUCAUGAUGACAAGUUAUAAAAAAUAAUCUAAACAUUUACAGAAUAUGUUGAUAUUUAUUAGGUAAAUUUGAAGGAAGAAUUAGAACAUUUAUCUAAAAAGAUUAGAGAUAAUAGUUAAUUAGUCCCUCAAAUACCUAAGAAAAAUAUAUAAUAUCAAAAAAUAGCAUAAUAACCUAUACCAAUUAAAGAGACAAAAUAAUAUCAUUCCAUUUAUGAUGAGAAAUUCAGUUCAAAUAAUUUUGCUAGUUAGUCUCAAUUCAAAAGAAGUUAUGGAGAUAAAAAAUAGGAUUAAUAUUAUUAAAAAAUAUAUUAAUGA